Molecule: messenger RNA, 1995 nt
Organism: Xylaria bambusicola
Lineage: Eukaryota; Fungi; Ascomycota; Sordariomycetes; Xylariales; Xylariaceae
Product: mitochondrial cytochrome-like protein b2
Exons: 2
Coding region: 248-1759 (503 amino acids)
Molecular function (GO): oxidoreductase activity
Source: RefSeq, a predicted model, not a curated record
GGGGACGCUGUACUUCGUAGAGAGAACCAAACAGUGGAGAAAAAGUCGGUGUCUUUUCCGCCGACUUACACGAUACCGACCCAAUAGAGCGAGAAUGAUUACUUAUCAAUGUCCUCGUGUUACGUGUAACUGGAAGGUUACCUCAUCUUCAUUCUUUUCUUUUGCUAUGCCGCGUAGAUAUAGUCACAAUUGAGUUGCCGAGUGAGUCGCCUCUUCACGAAGGUAGAAACAUCGCUAGGACUUCGAGAUGAGUGCUAAGGAUACGUUAACCGGUCGCCCGAUCAGCGUCGAGGAGGUCUCGGCACACCAGUCCCUCGACGACCUCUGGCUCGUCGUGGAAGGCGUGGUAUACGACUUCAGCGAGUUCGCGCCGGAGCACCCUGGUGGCGUGAACGUAUUGCUCCAACACGCCGGCCGUGACGCAACAGCUGCCUACCUGGAGGCUCACUCGCCAUCACUCAUCCGCACAACACUACCACCGUCCCGUAGGGUUGGCAUCCUAGAUAGAUCAACAGUAACGGAGGAAUGGACACGGCCGCCGCCGACAAUGGAGAAACCGCCGACGAAAGUGAAAGGCGCCAAGCCCCCGCUUUCGAGCCUCAUCAAUGCGCAUGACUUCCGGCUUGCCGCCCAGCAGAGUUAUACCCCAAAGGCGUGGGCUUUCCUGACCUCGGCGGCCACAGACUGUCUGACGUAUGAGCGGAAUAGCGCCACAUACAACGACAUUGUGCUCCGGCCGCGUGUGCUGCGGGACGUCAGCUCCGUAGACGUCAGCACGACGAUGUUGGGGCACCGCAUCACGACCCCCAUUUUCAUCGCGCCGACUUCCAUGGGGCGAUUAUUCCACCCCGAAGGCGAGCGCGAGCUAGGCCGCGGCGCCCAAAGCCUCGGCAUUCCGCAGUGCGUGUCGACGAGCUGCUCAUACCCGUUACCUGAAGUGAUGGACGCCGUGGAGGAGACCAAGAGCGCCGAUGGGACGAACGUGCCUGUUUUUUUCCAGCUGUACGUCGACAAGGAUAGGCGGAAGUCGGAGAAGUUGCUACGGGUUGUGAAGGAAAGAGGGGUGCGCGCCAUUUUCGUCACGAUUGACGCCCCUGUUAUUGGAAAGCGGGAGGCGGACGAGCGUAUUAAGGCUGACGAGAACAUGAUGACGCUCCCCAUGUCCGGCAUGAAGGCGAAGAACGAUAGCAAAGGCGGCUCGCUGGGGCGUAUCAUGGGCCACUUUAUCGAUGCCUCGCUCACCUGGGAUGACGUCGCGUGGUUGAGGAAGACGGUGCCAGGCCUGCCCAUCGUGUUGAAGGGGAUUCAGACGGCUAUGGACGCCGUCAAGGCAAUGGAGGUUGGCGUGGAGGCCAUCUAUAUCACAAAUCACGGAGGGAGAAGUCUCGACACGGCACCAGCCACGAUUCUAGUCUUACUGGAGUUGCAGAAAUGCUGCCCACAGAUCUUCGACAAGAUGGAAGUAUACAUCGAUGGUGGCAUAACGCGCGGGACGGACAUCUUCAAAGCGCUUUGUCUGGGCGCGAAAGCCGUAGGAAUCGGCCGGGGUUUCUUGUUUGCUUUGAAUUACGGAAAAGAGGGCAUUGAGAAUUUUGUGAACAUGUUGACCGACGAGCUGGAGACGACGAUGCAGCAAUGUGGAAUCACGAGUCUGGACCAAGUCCAUCCUGGUCUGCUACAUACAGGCGCCGUUGACCAUUUGGUUCCGGGUGGAGAGGAACACCCUUAUGCUAAAUGGAGACCCAGAAGCAAGCUAUAGAUUGUUGUCUAUAUAUUUAGACAUAAUCAUUAUAUUCCUAGUUUGAUAUUUAACAGCUUCCUACAAACUACACGGUGAACAAGAUGGGGGGGGGGCUAAUAGUAUUACAGAAACCUUUUUAAGAUUGUGUCGUAUAUCUAGCUGUACCUAACCAUGUUAUCGUCACCAUUAUCGUCGCCUAGGAAGCCAGGGUCUCCAUGAGCAACCAUGUACACGGUCAACGGUACCCGUGCUAU